Messenger RNA from Bactrocera latifrons, 1143 nucleotides. Its product is annotated as probable RNA methyltransferase CG11342. Gene Ontology annotation, cellular component: cytoplasm. Gene Ontology annotation, molecular function: RNA methyltransferase activity; O-methyltransferase activity. Bases 315 to 1031 code for a protein of 238 amino acids. Gene Ontology annotation, biological process: miRNA metabolic process; negative regulation of pre-miRNA processing. Lineage: Eukaryota; Metazoa; Arthropoda; Insecta; Diptera; Tephritidae. The transcript has a single exon. The record is from RefSeq and is a predicted model, not a curated record.
UCAAAAUGGAAUCGGUAAGGCAGUUGUGCUUGAAUUUAAUAAAAUAAGAAAAAAUUAAACAUUUUCAUUUGACUCACCUAUUUUAUUACCGUUUCUAAUUUAUAAUAUAUGUGAUAUUUGCGUCAUUUAUUUUCAAACCCAUUUAUUUUAUUUUAUACCAUACAAAUUAUUCUUACUUCACUGUUGACUGUUGACAAAUUAUAAGCAUACUGUGAGUGUACAUAUAGCUAGUAUACUUACAUACAUACAUAUGUGUAUAUAAAUGUCAAUGCAAAUAGCUGUAUAAACAAAAGUACAUAACUACCCAAUAAAUAAUGGAAUAUCGAAACAAUGAUCCUGGAGCUGUACAAUAUGGAAACUUUAUAAACUACUAUGAUUUCAACAACGCGGGACAACGAUUAAACUUAUUACCACGCGAUGUGUGGAUUGGGACUGAUAAUCGCCAACCUGGUGAGCCCUACUUGGUUCUCGACAUUGGUUGCAAUGCUGGAAACCUGACUCAGCUGUUGUAUACAUUUUUAAAUGAAUGCGUUGGUACAACACAUGAGCGUAAUAUACAAAUACUAGGUGUUGACAUAGAUUCAGAUUUAGUGAAGCGAGCUAAAACUGGAAAUGCGUUUCCGUCAAAUGUGAGUUAUGAACAUCUGGAUGUUAUGGAUUCAAAUGAGUCUAGUAAAAUUAACGAAUAUUUACAUAAAUGGAAUCGUAAAACCUUUGAUGUGGUUUGUAGUUUUUCGGUAACUAUGUGGAUUCAUUUGAACCAUGGCGAUGACGGUUUACAGCUGUUUCUAGAGAAACUUUGCGAUCUGGCUGAAUUGCUUGUUGUUGAACCACAACCAUGGAAAUGUUAUCGAACUGCGUUACGACGAAUGAAAAAAGCUGGUGAUGAAUUUCCCCUUUAUAAAGCUCUGCAGUGGUGCACGAAUGUAGAAGAAUGCAUACAAGUUUUCUUAGAAAGUAGUUUGGGAAGAAAAAAAGUGUUUGAAUGUUUACCCACUCGAUGGCAGAGACGUAUUUGCUUUUAUCGGUGACCCGGUUGGUCCAAAUUGAUUUGAAACAUUUUUGAAAUGUAUAAUUUAUAUAGAUUUAUAUAGAUUUCAUAAAAAUAAAUAAGAAUUACAUUGACAUUCAUAGGGUUAAAAA